CGAGACUGCCGUCCCGUUUCUUCCGGAGCUUCACCACCAUAACUUUUCCUUUGCCGUCCCUUGGAUACGCGUGACCAUCACAGAACGCCGGUCGACCACGGGGCCGAAAAUUAGAACUUGCGAUCCAUAAAAAGUCGCGUAGGAGAGGAAUCGACAAACAAAGAGUCCUGCUUGUUCCCCAGAAAUGCGUACUUGAAAGAGAAUCAAGCGCCCUUCUUCAAUCCAUUCGUUCAUCUUUUGCUUCUUCCGGCAGGCCCACAAUCUUCCAUCUUAAACGUUGCAUCCUACCUUGACGGUUAUAGGAUAGAAGACCAUAAUAUCAACCAAAUCACAAUGCAGCUCCUCAAAGGUCUCGCUGUGCUGGGUGUCACGGCGCUUGUCACAGCCGCCCCUCUGCAUCCCAGGACAUCAAACGUCACCAGCUCGGAACCCGUGUUUGUCAACCUGGACCCCAAAAUCCCCUCAGCAGGUACAUCUCCAGCUCCAGGGACGACACCUCAGCAAGGUCCAGCGAAUGAGCCUCAUUUCCUGAAGCCAUCACCAUCACCGCAACAGGCAUCACAACAAGCAUCGGCACCAGAACCGGCAGCGGCAGCACCCAAGCCGAGUGCAACCCUACCGGUGAUACUCAUCCCACCCCCAGCCGACGCCCCUCCAGGAACAGGACCCUCCAUCUUCACCCCAACGCCUGACAGGCCAUCCCCGUCACCAUCUCCUCCACCGCCACUCUCAAACGGCGGUCGCGGUGAUCUAAACCCUGACCUGGUCCCUUCGUUUGGCGUAAUACCCAACACGAACCGCGACGCGCAGCAGCCAGGUUCGUGCGACGGCUUCACGGGCGCCGAGAUCGUCUUGAUACCCUGCUCGUGCCCUCCAGACCGCGACCUCUUCCUCUCGCGCCUGCGUGACGCAAUCGCAGCAGGCAGCUUCGUCGACGAGCCGGUAUCGUUCAGCAACGAUGCCGCAGACGACUCACCCGCCACCAACCGCGUCCGCGCCGACGCCAUGCUCGUCGUCCUGCAGAGCAUCAGUGGCGUCAGGGGCGUCGGAUGUCCGGCCGCCUCGGCGCCAAACUUUCUCGAGAUGCAGAGAUCGGGCGUCAGGAUCAAUGGGACUUUUAUCGCGGGUGGACCUGCGUGAGGUGGCAUGUGUAACGAAGAGACGGUGAGAUGUUGGAAGGCUGGGUGGCUGUAUGGAGUAAUGGUCGAUUUUCUUCUUUUAUACCUUUCUUUUUCUUCUUUUUGUCUCCGACACCAGGGCAAACUUGUAAAACUUUUUGGUUGCUGCACCAUAACAGCGGGGGGUUUGGGGUUUCACGAUAUAUCAAAAUGUAUUCUCUUCGAAAAGGUGUCUGGUCCGGAUACUAUUGUAUAAGACAAUAUGUCAGUUGUACAUUAAUUCAUCAAAUUCAACUUGGAAACAUCGUGUGC
Messenger RNA from Pyricularia oryzae 70-15, 1430 nucleotides. RefSeq lists its product as uncharacterized. The record is from RefSeq and is a predicted model, not a curated record. The transcript has a single exon. Bases 334 to 1140 code for a protein of 268 amino acids. NCBI's taxonomy places the organism in Eukaryota, Fungi, Ascomycota, Sordariomycetes, Magnaporthales, Pyriculariaceae.